AUGUUCCGAUUCCGAGCUUGCACGGGCCGUCUGAUAACUCGCUUCAAAAUUGACAUUUUGGGACAAAACACAUACCAAAUAAAUGACUGGGAGCUAAUCGGAAGCCGAACAUAUCCAUGGCAAGGAAAUGAAGUGCUACGGUGCAAACGAUGGGACAAGGUAGCCAUCAGAUGGCACCUCUCGACCUGUACAGCGCACGGAAAUUGCGAAGGUGGAACCAAUGUGGACUACGCCACAAAUGCUCAAAACUGGACAGAACUACCAGUGUGGAGAAAUGCGUUCACAUAUGUGCAGAUUCCAGGAGCGGUGAGGAAAACCGAUUUCUUGCGGCUGGGUCUGACUGGUUACGAUACUAGGAAAACGGUUUUGGAAUCUUUCGCUCCAUUGAAAAUCGACGUGGAUUGGAGAUGGCAAAUUACGAGGGAUGGUUGCAAUAAUUUUGUUGUUAGAAUGUCUGCCAUGUCAAUGAUCAACGAGAAGAUGCGCCCGAAACUGGAAAGAUUCUGUCGGCAUUUUGAUAAGGAUCACUUUGUAAACUGUCACAAUCUAUAG
Molecule: messenger RNA, 552 nt
Organism: Caenorhabditis briggsae
Lineage: Eukaryota; Metazoa; Nematoda; Chromadorea; Rhabditida; Rhabditidae
Exons: 4
Coding region: 1-552 (183 amino acids)
Source: RefSeq, a predicted model, not a curated record